This is a messenger RNA of Astyanax mexicanus (Mexican tetra), 3166 nucleotides long. It is a transcript of the gene slc34a2b, whose product is annotated as solute carrier family 34 member 2b. Gene Ontology annotation, cellular component: brush border; apical plasma membrane; vesicle. The transcript has 13 exons. NCBI's taxonomy places the organism in Eukaryota, Metazoa, Chordata, Actinopteri, Characiformes, Acestrorhamphidae. Bases 101 to 2050 code for a protein of 649 amino acids. The record is from RefSeq and is a predicted model, not a curated record. Gene Ontology annotation, molecular function: sodium:phosphate symporter activity. Gene Ontology annotation, biological process: intracellular phosphate ion homeostasis; sodium-dependent phosphate transport.
UGUGUGUGUAUAAAGGCAGCUGCUCAGGUAGCUCAGGUGCACUCUCUUUGGUCAGCUGGUCAGUUUGAGCUGCAGCAGAUCAGAAACACCUGAACAGACCAUGGCUCCUCGGCCUGAGCUCGGCAGUGACCCUGCAGUUCCUCCUCCAGAUCUCGAUGGUAAAGACAGUAAGAUCACAGAGUCUAAGGACACGCUGGUAUUGCCAGCGUACUCCACCGUGGCCCUGGUGGACCCGGAGCCUGAGGUCGACCCGUGGCAGCUUCCUGAGCUGCAGGAGUCGGGGCCGAAGUGGUCAGAGCUGGACACCAAGGGGAAGAUCUUCCAGGUUGUGACCUCAGUGGCCAGGUUCUGUCUGCUGCUGGGGUUCCUCUACAUGUUCGUCUGCUCACUGGACGUCCUGAGCUCCGCCUUCCAGCUGGUUGGAGGGAAGGCUGCAGGCGAUAUCUUUCAGGACAAUGUGGUUCUGUCGAACCCUGUGGCGGGGCUGGUUAUUGGAGUGCUGGUCACUGUGCUGGUUCAGAGUUCCAGUACUUCGUCUUCCAUUGUCGUCAGCAUGGUGUCUUCUGGAUUGUUAGAGGUGCAGUCAGCAGUGCCAAUCAUCAUGGGGGCCAAUAUUGGCACCUCCGUCACCAACACCAUUGUGGCCGUCAUGCAGGCAGGAGACCGCAACGAGUUCCGCAGGGCGUUUGCUGGAGCCACCGUUCAUGACUUCUUUAACUGGCUGUCCGUGCUGGUGCUGCUUCCCCUGGAGGUGGCCACGGGCGUUCUCUAUAAGCUCACCAAACUCCUCAUCGACUCCUUCAAUAUCCAGACCGGCCAGGAUGCCCCAGACCUUCUCAAAGUCAUCACAGAGCCACUCACCAAGAACAUCAUUGAGCUGGACAGUUCCGUAAUCAGCGACAUCGCAAUCGGUGACCCCAGUGCUCGGAACAAGAGCCUGAUCAAAACAUGGUGUAAAAAGCAGAAAAUUACGAACCUGGUGAACAUCACAGUGCCUAGUGAAGCUAACUGCACCAUAGGAGCCCCCUGCUGGGAGAUAAACAACGAGACGUGGACACAGCAGAAUGUAACAGAAACUGUGAACAUAGCCAAAUGUACCCAUCUCUUUGUGUCGACAGAUCUUCCUGAUUUGGCAGUUGGCCUGAUCCUGCUGGCUCUGUCGCUGCUGGUCCUCUGUACCUGCCUCAUUCUCAUCGUCAAGCUGCUGAACUCCAUGCUGAAAGGCCAGGUGGCCGUCGCCAUCAAGAAGGUGCUCAACACAGAUUUCCCCUUUCCAUUCGCCUGGGUCACGGGUUAUCUCGCCAUCUUAGUGGGAGCAGGAAUGACCUUCAUCGUGCAAAGCAGCUCUGUCUUCACCUCCGCCAUUACUCCUCUUGUUGGUAUUGGUGUUAUUAGCAUUGAGCGAGCCUAUCCUCUUACUCUGGGCUCCAAUAUCGGAACAACAACGACUGCUAUUCUCGCAGCUAUGGCCAGUCCUGGAGAAAAACUGGCCAACUCUCUGCAAAUCUCGCUCUGCCACUUCUUCUUCAACAUCUUUGGCAUCCUCCUGUGGUACCCCAUCCCUAUCACCCGUGUGCCCAUCCGCCUGGCCAAAGCUUUGGGCGAUCGCACAGCCAAGUACCGCUGGUUUGCCAUCGUCUACCUCAUCUUGUGCUUUUUCGUCAUGCCUCUGUUGGUGCUAGGACUGUCCAUCGCUGGCUGGCAGGUUCUGGUGGGGGUCGGGGUGCCAAUCGUUGCUCUGUUGAUCUUCGUGUUGGUGGUGAACAUCAUGCAGACCCGCUGCCCACACUUCUUGGUUCCCAUGCUGCGCAGCUGGGACUUCCUGCCCAAGCCUCUCCACUCUCUCAAGCCGUGGGACCGCGUGGUGACCAGCGUCAUGGGCUUCUGCGGUGCCCACUGCUGCUGCUGCUGCAAAUGCUGCAAGAAGGGAAAGGCAGAUGGCGAGAACGAUGAAGGGUUGGAGAAGAAGAAGGGGCUGGAGAUGUACGACAACCCUGCGCUCUGUGUGGAGGAUGAGAAGAUUCAGACCAUAUCUGGAACACAUUUGUAGCAUGUAGUUUAGUGUAUAGCUUUUACUUAUUAUUAUAUAUAUAUAUAUGUAUACAGUUUAAGGCUUGUUAUGUAGUAUACUUUAAUGUUCAUGUUCUGUGGGGCUUGAUGGAGCUGAGAAGCAUUCUUCUUCUUAUAAUUUUUUGGUAUUAUUCUGUGGUUGCCAAAUAAUGGUUCCUCUGGGAGAAUCAGAGAACCAAUGGAGGCCCAACAGAGAUAUGAUAACAGGGAUCUUAAGAACACUUCAUUAGACCAAAUGUAGCAAUAGAUAAUCUCUUUGAAUCAAGGGUCACACAUAGGUAGAAGUUUUAGUUCACUGCUUCUUCAUUCUGGAGAAAUGUAUUCUGAUAACACCCUUGAUUCAUCUCAUCAGCCAAUGAUCCUCACAAUCAAUUGCAGAACAUUGGCUGUAUUACUUAAACGCUCUCCUCUUUUUCAUUCUAUUCAUUUGUGACUCACAUCUGGAGUAACAAGGCUAAGAAUAAGGGUUGUUAUUUCUUAAUUCGGCUGUAUAAUUGCAAAGAUAUUAUGAAAAGAGAAACGCCAGCGAACUGAGUUCCUGGGCCCUAGAGGGUUAAUGUUGAGAAAACUGAUUUUUUUCUAAAGGUUCUGUUUCUCUGCUUUUUAACAUAUUCUUCAGUUACACCUAGCACUAAACGUGCAAACUAUGCAAACUGAUCAUUCUGUUUGUAUUUGUAAAGCCAGUAAGCUCUCAUUAAUGUGCAAUGCAACUUAAAAAAUGACCUUCCUCAUUUCUCCUCGAGUAGAACACUAUAGAUAUUUUUGUUUAAAACUAUUUAAAGAGUUUUAUUUUUGAAUAUUUGUAAAGAACUCCAUUUAUGAACUCAGAUUUUCAAGUGUUAUACAAUAUAUAUAUAUAUAUAUAUAUAUAUAUAUAUAUAUAUAUAUAUAUAUAUAUAUAUGUCAAUAUUCACAGUUUUGACAAGUUUAGGGAACUUUUGUAUACAAUGUUUUAUGAAACAUAAAAAACAUAUAAGACACAUGACUGCUGUGCAAGGAUCACUGUAGACUGUCUACUUGUACUGUAUAUAAGGAUUUUACAACAAACAUAUAUGUAAAAUAAAGACUGUAAAUAAAUAUUUAAACAAAAAUGAAA